Messenger RNA from Gilbertella persicaria, 843 nucleotides. RefSeq lists its product as uncharacterized. The record is from RefSeq and is a predicted model, not a curated record. The coding region runs from base 1 to 843 and encodes 280 amino acids. The transcript has a single exon. Lineage: Eukaryota; Fungi; Mucoromycota; Mucoromycetes; Mucorales; Choanephoraceae.
AUGUAUGCUAAUUCAGGCACAUCAACUAAAAUUCCUGAUGGUUCUCAUAUUGUACUACCCUCAAGAUCUCGAGGGAGUAUGCAGCAUCAAGAAAAUACUUUUAAGCGGUCUACUAGUGCUUCUGACGUUUCAUUCUUGGGUAGAAGUCCUCGUCGAAUGAGCCGAAAAGCAACCAAUAGAAGAUCCACCAUGUCUUCUAUCGAAGCAGCCAACAGCACAAUGAUGGUAUCUACGCAAUUCCAAUCAGAUAUGCUUGUAGACAUGCAGUCAUUUUUCUUGCCUGAUGUAGCAUCGUAUAGCAGUUGCUCUGCUUCUUCAAGCUCACCUCAUUCUGUUUAUGCGGAUAUGAAUGACUUUAUUCCAUGUGUCGAUCCCUUUGAAUUUGAAAGAAGUUCUGAUGAACUCACCAAGCUUUUGAACAAAGUCUUUUAUGAACAAAAAGACAAUCAUGUAAGUGCGGAUAUGGUACGUUCAGCGACUACCACCUCCACUGCUUCCUCAUCAUCAUCCCCUAUACACCACUUGCGACACACUAUGUGUGGAAGUAUUAUACCCCAUGCUUCAUGUUCAGCACUUGUCGGACAACCUCAAAAAGAAUCUGUCAUGGUAACCAUCACGCCUCUUUCAAACCAGCAACAAGAAGUACCUCAAUUUGACUCUCACCAAGCGUCUUCAAGCCGAAUUGUAACAUGUUAUUUCGGAAGCAACUGUGUUUGUCCUGGAUGUCUUGUUCAUCCCAACAAUGCCACUCUUAUGCAAAAUUCAAUUUAUUCCAAUUAUAACUCUGAUGAUGACGAGCAAUUUAUUUAUCCUCAACCAACAAUGUCUGAUACUAUGUUUUAA